UGCAGGGGACCAGCGCGAAUGUGUUUAUAUCGUAAAGCUCGCGUAAACUCUAACUCUACGAUGAAAGCAAAACGAUUUAACAUUAAAAUAAGUGAACAUGUAGCUGCGGUUAGUGAAUGUUAAUACUUUGGCAUUAAAGUUAAAGGCUUUCUGGCCUUUCGAUGCCCCAGUGAAGAUGAAUUCCUGCCGUAAACAAGUCAAGUGUGACUGCGAGGAGCUGCUGCAUCGCUUCCAACAAUCGGAGUCAGUCCGCUUUGAGGUUUUCUCCAAAAUCUGGAGAGAAAUGAAAUUUGAGCAGAUAUUCUAUGGUGCUGUGGGUCGUGAGAAGCGAGCCUUCAGUCGUCUGGUGUUGGACGCGGCCUACAUCUACUUUUUGCCACCUUUCAGCUUCCAGAUCCGAGUGGGAGGACUUUACCUGCUGUACAGUCUCUUCCAAUGCCAGACGGCCUCGCCGUGUGUUGGGAUCCGUAUUGCGCUGAAGGACUGGGUGGACAUUCAGACCUUUGAGAAGGACGCCUUAGGAGCUCAGCAUUUCGAUACCGUUUUCAUCUUUCAUCAGCUCAUGUUCCAAAAAGCUUUCUACUUCACCGCCAUGCCCACCUUGCUGACCUUUAACAAGAACAAAGUGGAGGAAGCAAAGUCGCAGCUGUAUAAGAAGUUUGUGGCGCGAGCGUGCGGCCCGCAAGAGCUCAUCAACAACGAGCUCCUGGAGGAGCUGUCCAAUGUUCAUGAGCUUUACAGGAAGCACAAGACAUCCAUGUACUCUGAAGCACAGCAGGCCGAUUUAGGGAUCGACUUGAUCCGUAAAAAUCUCAUCCCGCAGCUCAGAGGAUCUGUCAUGACCUUCCACACGUGGCAGAAGAGGAAGCAACAGGAUGAGAGUGAUGAAGAGGAGGUCGCCACAGAGGGAACAUCUUCACAGGCAGAGUGUGCCAGAAGAGCUGACCUUCUGUCCUCCAUCAAGUCUAAAGCGUAUGGAGAAGCUGCCGAGGCGUUCAAGUCUCGACGUCAUCGCCAAGUGGACGUGGACACCAGCAUCAAGGCUGGCCCUGCCCCCCUGAAAGGUCACACCAGGACAAGCAAGCCGUCACUCAAAGCCAGAACCAAUGAGAACAUUCACAUCUCAGGUGACGUGUGGAAAGAAGCGACCACGAUGACUCGCAUCAACCGUCUCACCGCGCUGGACCAUGUCCCUGAAGAAAAAAACCCACAGUGAGGACGUGGGGAUGAAGACGACGUUUUGAAAGCGCACCAGUCAUACAGUCACAUACUGAAUUCUCUUGAUUUUUCUUUUACCUUAUUUGGGCAUUAAUAAUUCAUGUAAUUAUGAAUGUUAACUGCAGACCUGCCAACAUGUAUGCAUUUUUUGUACUUGGCAUACAUAUUGAACCUUGAAUACGCUUCACUGCUGUCCCGAUACAGAUUUUAUCCACCCCUCCCACUGCGAGCCCUGUGUUUCACUAAUUGGGAGAUGGCGUCACACUUUAAUUUAAAACCUACGAGGUUCCCGAGCGGACAUGGAGGAAAAAAAUUAGAAAAAAGAGCAUUCCCUGAUAAUAUUAUCCAUCUCUAAGCGAGAGAUUUUCAGAUGAGGCAAUUCGCUGGAUUUGCUCACUUUUUGAGGCGAGCACCAGGAAUAAAAUGUAAUAUGAAAUAUUACUAAUCAGGCCAAUAUUGGCAGAUGUAAAUGUCACAGGAGUCCUUGCGUGUGUACGCAGCCCGUUAGUCUUUUUAUAUUAUAAUAUUUGCUGGAGGAAUAAACACUACAAUAAAUCAAUCAACUGCAAUAAAACGCUUAUUUUAUUAUAACAAGGAAAAAUUAAAAAGGUCAUCUUGUAUGAAAUGCAUUGGCUGGGAUCGCUUCACUUUUCAGCGGAAGUAGAAUAAUACAGUAUGACGUCAAACGUCCCCUUUCAUGCGAACGCACACUUAGCGCAAAGCUGAAAACCAGACUUGACAAAGAAAGUUGAUAACCACCGUCGAAGUACCGUUCAAUUCUCUUUGAGGAAUUUAGGUUUUGCUGAGUCGCAUUUUGAGCACAAAGCCUGGGAUGGUUGAGCCACUUUCUCCGAAUACCUCUUUAUAAUAACACAAAGCUUUGUUUUAAAAUAUAUAUCACAUUUUUUUAGCCUUUUAACAAAAAAAAAAUCAAAGUGGGGGAUACUCACGUUCAAUACUCAAGUUCAAGGUUGGCCGGUCUGUCAGUGUGGGUCUUGUCAGAAAAUUCACCUUUACCUUUUGUUAAAGGUAGCAUUUUAAUGUUUCAGCAUCAGCA
This is a messenger RNA of Dunckerocampus dactyliophorus (ringed pipefish), 2275 nucleotides long. It is a transcript of the gene snapc1b, whose product is annotated as small nuclear RNA activating complex, polypeptide 1b. Lineage: Eukaryota; Metazoa; Chordata; Actinopteri; Syngnathiformes; Syngnathidae. The transcript has 10 exons. Gene Ontology annotation, cellular component: snRNA-activating protein complex. Gene Ontology annotation, molecular function: sequence-specific DNA binding. Gene Ontology annotation, biological process: snRNA transcription by RNA polymerase II; snRNA transcription by RNA polymerase III. The record is from RefSeq and is a predicted model, not a curated record. The coding region runs from base 176 to 1216 and encodes 346 amino acids.